CCUCAUUGUUCACUCAAAACAUCUCUCUCUCUCUCUCUCUCUCUCUCUUUGGUAUUCUUAUCUUUCUCUUAACUAAGUUGAUUAAAAUGUCAAUCUCUUCAAAUGGGCUUUCAGCCCUUCUGUUGUUUGUUCUAGUUCUGAGCUCUUUAGGGGCUGCCUUAGGUAAUUUCUACCAAGACUUUGAUCUCACUUGGGGUGAUAAUCGUGGUAAGAUGCUCAGUGGAGGGCAAAUUCUGACCUUGUCACUGGACAAAACCUCUGGUUCUGGUUUCCAGUCCAAGAAUGAGUAUCUCUUUGGAAGGAUUGAUAUGCAGCUCAAGCUUGUUGCAGGGAACUCAGCUGGUACUGUAACUGCUUAUUAUUUAUCUUCUCAAGGGUCAACCCAUGAUGAGAUUGAUUUUGAGUUCUUGGGGAACCUUAGUGGAGACCCUUAUAUCCUCCAUACUAAUGUGUUCACCCAAGGGAAAGGGAACAGAGAACAACAGUUCUACCUCUGGUUCGACCCUACAAGGAACUUCCACACAUACUCCAUUGUUUGGAACCCACAAAGGAUCAUCUUCUUAGUUGAUAACAGUCCUAUCAGAGUUUUCAACAACCAUGAAGCAAUUGGGAUUCCAUUCCCUAAGAACCAACCCAUGAGGAUAUACUCCAGCCUUUGGAAUGCUGAUGACUGGGCAACAAGAGGUGGGCUAGUGAAAACAGAUUGGACCAAAGCACCAUUCAAUGCUUACUACAGGAACUUCAAUGCUAAUGCUUGUGUCUGGACCACCUCUGGAACAUCAUCUUGUAGUUCAAGUUCUACCAAUUCUUACUCUGAUGCAGCUUGGAAGACUCAAGAUCUAGAUGCCAUGGGCAGAAGGAGACUUAGAUGGGUACAAAAAUAUUACAUGGUUUACAACUAUUGCAAUGAUUUGCAGAGAUUCCCUCAAGGUGUUCCUGCUGAGUGUAAACGUUCAAGGUUCCUCUAGAAAUAGGGUUUAGUUGUUGUGUCAAUUAUUUGAAUUGUGUUUGUGAUAUAUCCGUUGGUCAUCAGUGUUGAUUUGUUAUUUAUUUAUUUUCAAUGUAUUUAGAUUUACUUCUCAGCUUAGUUAAAGCAAAUAAAUGAAUGAAUUUUGUGA
Macadamia integrifolia is the source of this 1118-nucleotide messenger RNA. Its product is annotated as xyloglucan endotransglucosylase/hydrolase 2-like. Gene Ontology annotation, biological process: cell wall biogenesis; xyloglucan metabolic process. The coding region runs from base 87 to 968 and encodes 293 amino acids. The record is from RefSeq and is a predicted model, not a curated record. Gene Ontology annotation, molecular function: xyloglucan:xyloglucosyl transferase activity; hydrolase activity, hydrolyzing O-glycosyl compounds. NCBI's taxonomy places the organism in Eukaryota, Viridiplantae, Streptophyta, Magnoliopsida, Proteales, Proteaceae. Gene Ontology annotation, cellular component: cell wall; apoplast. The transcript is spliced from 3 exons.